GAUUUCUCCACUCAGCGUUGACCAAAAAUACGCUUGAAAUGAGGUACUCCUCGAUGACGAUCUGCGCCCUCGUGGUACUCGCGCUGUCGAAAUCUAUCUGUGGACAUCCCGCGAACGGCAGGUCGCUUUUGAAUAUGUUGGAGUCACGUAUUUCAAAGCUAGAAAAUAUCGCAGAACCAAAAACAAUCUCGACGUUCAUUCAGCAGAGAAAUUCACCGAAUCCGACUAAAUUACGACAAAAACGCUUGUCGGAUCAAAGACUGGCCGAGCUGGAAACGCUAAUGAGUUUGUCAAAACUUGUAUCUCAAUCGCUUAUGACAUCUGGACAUGGACAACCAGAUCCAAAAAUAAUUGGCCGGCGAAGACGUUUCGCGAUGAAUCAGACUACACCGAGUUAAUAUCUAUUAGAGCGAAACAUAUAGGGAAUCGCGUUGUAUGAUCCUUUAAUUAGUUAAGUAGACUGAUAGCAUCCGAAAAAUGAAAGCAUGCAUUUCGUAUCUCGAUGAAUGAGCCUGGCAUGUAAUAGAGAAUAUUUCAUUGUUUUACGAAACGAUUAUUUUAGAAGUUAGCAAAAUUACAAAACGAAGAUUGUUAUGUGACAA
Cyphomyrmex costatus is the source of this 602-nucleotide messenger RNA. RefSeq lists its product as uncharacterized. NCBI's taxonomy places the organism in Eukaryota, Metazoa, Arthropoda, Insecta, Hymenoptera, Formicidae. The coding region runs from base 39 to 398 and encodes 119 amino acids. The transcript has 5 exons. The record is from RefSeq and is a predicted model, not a curated record.